AUGGAUCCGGGUCACUAUUCGCGGGAAUCCUCCACUCUCUCUGCCGCGUUUCUGGCUUCUCUUGCGCCCUCCGUGUCAGACAAAGAUGAAGAGCUCCUUCCUUCUCCUUCAGCGUUUCACUGCACGUGGGCAGUCCACCGCGCAGCCUUUGAUCCGGACCGGAGUGGCGUGUCUGCAUCCUGUACAACGCCAAGGACGGGGGACGGAAAGGACGCCAUGGCAGCGUCCAGAUACGCCAGUGACUGGGGUUCGUCUUGGAGUUCUCAAAAGGUCUCGAGGAACCUGGUCCUUACGCUCUGUCUCGUCAUCGUGACUUUCACGUCCUCCUUGUACCGCUGCGUGGAACCCCUGCAGGCGCUGAUGUCCUCAUCUCCGCACUUUCUAGAGAAAGAGGGUCUCCACUUUGCAGAUGUCCACAUCGUUCUUCAAAACAGCUUUGCACUAAGCUCGGGCAUUGGUCUGCUGAUUGGUCUGUUCCUUGCCAACGUUGUCACCCGUCGCUGCUCGCCCAAGAUCCUGGGCGUCCUGUGCGUCGUCGCCUCCGGGACCGGUCUACUGCUUUCGGCCUUUGCCGAUUCGACAGCUGCGAUGAUGGUCCCCAUUGUGCUUCUCGGACUGACCUGUGCGAUGACAAAUGCGUUGCUUCCUGUCGUGUCCCUUUUCCCCGAAAAUGCGGCGCUCGUCUAUUCCCUUGUAUGCGCGGGAGAUUUCACGGGGGUCAUUCCGCUCCAGCUCUUCCGCUGUGCCGUCGAGUUCUUCAAAUGGAACACGCGAUUUGCCCUCUCCGUGUAUGUGGGGACGAUUUACCCAGUCCUCCUCCUCCUCGUGAUACUGCUGCCUGCUUCGCCGUUCUCUAAACCUGAGGAGCUCGAGGCGUCUGCGUCUGAAGACGAAGAGAAACGUCCUUUUCUCCAAGGCGCUGCGGCGAAGCGAGACGGGGGCGCUGACCUCGAAGGGGGGACAGACCUGGAGCGGCCAGCGCGGACACUGUCGGUUCCCGCAUCCGACAGUUCCAUUGCUGACUCGCCCGGCACGUUUCCACCUCAGCUUUGGGGUCUCUCACUGGGACAACAGCUUUGCUCCCUACACAUCUACGGGCUGUCUCUUUGGUGGCUAGCUUCGUCCAUCGGGACAGAAACGCUUCGGCUCUACUAUCGGCGGGCCCUCAACACACAUUCGGACGCGGGCGCCCAUGCAGCUGUGGUUGUCGAGCAAGUUUCCAGUUGGGCGGCGUGUUUCAGUUGUCUAGUCCUUCCCGCGGUUUACUGGUUGCACUGGAAAGGCGAGCAGAGCCACCGAGAAAGGCUCGAGGAACUACGUCGUCUAGAGGAAGCGUUUGACACGGAUGCAGAAGGAAACAAUUCGACGGCUGGCCUCGGACCCUCCAGGGCACCGGGGCAUGUGGAACACUGGGGACUCCAAGAGGGAGAGAAAGGGAUCUUCAAACGAAUGUGCGUAUGGUGUCGUGAGAGGCUUUUCGUAAUCCCCCGAAUCUCACCAAGAGCCUUGGGAUUGACAUCCAGUGGGCUUCUCGCAGUUAUCGGACUUCUUCUUCAGUCCGGUUCCGUUGUGCCAUGUUCGAUUGCCAUGGCCUUCAACUGUAUUCUCCAAGCUUUGGCGCCGACCAGCAUGUUCCUGAUUCUGGCAAACACCUACGGCCCGCGGUAUUUUCAGCAACUGCUGAGUAUCCAAGUCGUGCUUCUCGCGUCCGUAGGCCUACUCGCUCCUCUUUUCCAAAACGUCCUCUUCACCGUUCUCCGACUUCAAAGCGGGGCGCUGACCGCUUUGCUUCUUCUUUGCGCCUUUGUCGGCGUUGUUCCUCUCCUCUGUUUCCGCUGCACUCCUUGCGACCAGUUCGAGGGAAAGCGCAUGAUAAUUGCAGCUACCGGUCUUCCCCUUGCGCUAGAGCGACAUUCAGUCGCUGCGAUUUUCCGUCAGAGUGGAGCAGAUGCGCAGCUUAUUUGGGGAAAGCGUAGAAAACAGUGCAGAUGCUGA
Messenger RNA from Neospora caninum, 1995 nucleotides. RefSeq lists its product as hypothetical. The coding region runs from base 1 to 1995 and encodes 664 amino acids. The transcript is spliced from 2 exons. NCBI's taxonomy places the organism in Eukaryota, Apicomplexa, Conoidasida, Eucoccidiorida, Sarcocystidae. The record is from RefSeq and is a predicted model, not a curated record.